UAUAUCCCCCAAACCCCAAGCAAAAGCAAUCGCCUUUCUCUCCCUCUCUUCAUAAAAAAAAAUCUCCCCUUUCUCCGCCAUUUUCUCUCUCUUCAAAUGGACUCAGCCUCGCCGUCGAUACCGCCGCCUCCGCCUCCGCCGCCGCUGGAGCUGAAUAACCUCCGAGCCCUGAGGGUCCUUGGACGAGGCGCCAUGGGCACCGUAUUCCUCGUGCACGACGUCGUUUCGGAACCAUCUGCCAAAUCUCUCUUCGCUCUCAAGGUCGUUGACAAGGCCGUCAUUAAUUCCAAGCUCGACGGUGAUCGUCGAGCCCGGUGGGAGAUCCGGGUCCUCAGGCGGAUCUCCGGCGACCCGAUUCAUCAUCAUCAUCCGAAUCCGUUUCUUCCUCGCUUAAUCGGAACCAUUGAGACCCACGAGUUCCUCGCCUGGGCGACUCCGUACUGCCCCGGCGGCGAUCUCAACGUCCUCCGUCGCCGUCAAAUCGAUGGCGUCUUCUCCUCCGCCGUCAUUCGGUUCUACCUGGCGGAGAUCAUCUGCGCUCUCGAGCACAUCCAUUCAAUGGGCAUCGUCUACCGAGACCUGAAACCAGAGAAUAUCCUCGUACAAAUGUCCGGUCAUGUGAUUCUCACCGAUUUCGAUCUCUCUCGUUGCUUGAGGAAAAAAACCCAUAUCAAACCCGAAUCCACGAACCCGAUUCCAAACCCUAAUCGCAAUCCGAGUCCGACGCGGGGACAUCGCCGGAGUCUGACCCGUUGGCUCUCCCUGAUUCCCUCCGACGGGAAAUUAUCCGGGUUGAAGAAAGCCAAAUCCGCCCGAGUCAGCCCAGUGGGUCGACGCGUACCCAGUCUCGCCGCCGGCGAACGAUCAAACUCGUUCGUCGGCACGGAGGAGUACGUGUCGCCGGAGGUCGUACGCGGAGAGGGCCACGAGUUCGCGGUUGAUUGGUGGGCCCUCGGAGUUUUAGCCUACGAGAUGAUGUACGGAAUGACGCCAUUCAAGGGGAAGAAUCGCAAGGAAACGUUUCGUAACGUGUUGCAUAAACAGCCUGAGUUCGUCGGAGAUCGGACGGAACUCAUUGAUUUAAUCGGAAAGUUGUUAGCAAAGGAGCCGACGAAGAGGUUGGGGUAUUACGGAGGCGCGAGCGAGAUCAAGCAACACGUGUUCUUCAAUGGAGUCAAGUGGGACCUGUUAAUGGCGGGUUCACGGCCGCCAUUUAUUCCGUCCAGAGAUGACGGAGAUGCCGUUAACGGCGGUGGGAUUGAAAUAACGGAGUAUUUCAAGAAACUGAAGUUGCCGCCGUCAGCUCCGUCAUCCCCGGCGUCGGAAGGUUACCGGACAAAGAUUUCGUUCGAAGAGUAUUGAUUUGAAUAAUUUAAAUAAUUACUAUUAACAUAUAAUGUUUAACCAUUGUAGAGAAAACGUGAAAAUUUGAUUUUCACCGGGAAAUAUAUAUUAAGAGGGGCAAAAGCCAACGCGAGAGAUGUAAGAGAAUGGUGAGUACUGAGUAUAAUAAUACAACAAAAUUUUGAUAUUUUUGUGAAAUAUUUUAGUUAUUAUGAUAACCAGGGUAUAUUUACUUGAUAUCAA
Tarenaya hassleriana is the source of this 1587-nucleotide messenger RNA. RefSeq names its product serine/threonine-protein kinase UCNL-like. Gene Ontology annotation, cellular component: plasma membrane; nucleus; cytoplasm. NCBI's taxonomy places the organism in Eukaryota, Viridiplantae, Streptophyta, Magnoliopsida, Brassicales, Cleomaceae. The record is from RefSeq and is a predicted model, not a curated record. Gene Ontology annotation, molecular function: ATP binding; protein serine/threonine kinase activity. Bases 97 to 1362 code for a protein of 421 amino acids. Gene Ontology annotation, biological process: protein phosphorylation. The transcript has a single exon.